UUUGUGGCGGACUACAGCAACCACAAGAUCCGGCGGGUGGAGGUGGCGACUGGCGUUGUGACCACGCUCGCGGGCAGCGGCGAGGGUGGCUACGCGGAUGGUGUGGGCGUCGCAGCGCGGUUCUGCUACCCAGGUGGCAUCUCCAUCAGCCCAGACGGCGGCGCGCUGUAUGUGGAGGACUCCAGCAACCACAAGAUCCGGCGGGUUGAGGUGGCGACUGGCGCGGUGACGACGCUCGCGGGCAGCGGCGAGGCAGGCGACACGGAUGGUGUGGGCGACGCGGCGGAGUUCUACUACCCAGGUGGCAUCUGCAUCAGCCCAGACGGCGGCGUGCUGUUUGUGGCGGACGUCGACAACCACAAGAUCCGGCGGGUGGAGGUGGCGACGGGCGCUGUGACCACUCUCGCGGGCAGCGGCACCGUGGGAAGCGCUGACGGCGUGGGCGACGCGGCGGAGUUUGACAGCCCCUACGGAGUCGCCAUCAGCCCAGACGGCGGCGCUGUGUUUGUGGCGGACCAUGACAACCACAAGAUCCGGCGGGUGGAGGUGGCGACGGGAGAGGUGACGACGAUCGCGGGCAGUGGCACAGAGGGCAGCGCUGAUGGCGUGGGCGACGCGGCGGAGUUCGAAGGCCCAGUCGAAGUCGCCAUCAGCCCGGACGGCAGCACGCUUGCACUGUUUGUCGCGGACUUCUGCAACCACAAGAUCCGGCGGGUGGAGGUGGCGACUGGCGCGGUGACUACGCUCGCGGGCAGCGGCGAGGAUGGCGACGCGGAUGGCGUGGGCGACGCGGCGCAGUUCAGCUACCCACAUGGCAUCUCCAUGAGCCCGGACGGCGGCGCGCUGUUUGUGACGGACUACAGCAACAGGAAGAUCCGGCGGGUU
Messenger RNA from Emiliania huxleyi CCMP1516, 885 nucleotides. RefSeq lists its product as hypothetical. The transcript is spliced from 2 exons. Gene Ontology annotation, molecular function: protein binding. Lineage: Eukaryota; Haptophyta; Isochrysidales; Noelaerhabdaceae. The annotation marks the transcript as partial. The record is from RefSeq and is a predicted model, not a curated record.